This is a messenger RNA of Bactrocera tryoni, 4143 nucleotides long. RefSeq names its product ras GTPase-activating protein 1 (gene vap). The record is from RefSeq and is a predicted model, not a curated record. Lineage: Eukaryota; Metazoa; Arthropoda; Insecta; Diptera; Tephritidae. Gene Ontology annotation, molecular function: protein binding. Bases 597 to 3557 code for a protein of 986 amino acids. The transcript is spliced from 11 exons. Gene Ontology annotation, biological process: regulation of GTPase activity.
UAAUUUAAUAUAUGUGUGCAUGUUUAUGUGCUUGCAUGUAAGUGAAAAUUGUUAAUGCUCCCACCGUCGGGUGGCUGGGGUGCCUUUUAGGGUAUAUGCCUAGAGGCAAUGCGAAGAAAAUUGAAAGUGCUCAAUUAAAUUCCAAGCAGCGUGCAACAUCAAGACGACGCAGUGCAGCUUCGAACCAACCGGGCAGCAUAGGCUUAGACUUUGCGACUUGCCUGUUCAUAGACUAUUCGGCAGUACGCCGCUAAGUUAGCUAGUGUAUUCGUCAUAUUUUGAUGUCGGCGUUUCCUACGGUUUUGUUAGCGCCGUCGCAGUCGCAGCCUUUGUCAAUGUGUUGUUAAAUAUUGUCGACGCCACAUCGUUGUUUCUGAUUGCUAAGGUAGUCUAGUGGUGGUCGUUCGCAUUAGUAGACGUCGUUGUCAUCGCGUUAAUUUGAAAAGAUUACAAUUGGUUACGUACGAGUGGAAAACAAGUAAAAUCGUGAAAAAUAGGUUGUGAACGUUUGUCGCAAACGUCGACAUAUUGACGGUGUAGGGAUUCAUUUUUAUUACUUUGCUUAAAGAAGUUUUUGCAAAGCGAAUUCUAAUUUAAUGAAUUUUGUGCCGUGUUUUAACCUGUCGUAUAUGUUGUCAUCACUGACUCACUCCGCACCGUUCGUUGUGAGUCGCAAAUCUUUGCUGCAUACAGGCCAAAAUAUUUAUAGGAAUGUGGAUGCUGCCAUACAUAAGGAUAAACUUGGUUCACCGACUGGGGGCUUAGAUGAUGGUAAUUUAGCAGCUUUUGGUAUAAACGCACUAAUGGCCACAGGAGGUAUCGACAUGGGUGACUUGGCCCAGGAAUUAGAUCAGGAUGAGUUUGAUGGUCCAAAUAUGUUGAAUGGUGAACGACCAGCCAUAAUUGCACCACCGGAGAGUGAAUGGUAUCAUGGGCGUUUGGAUCGUUAUUCAGCUGAAUCGCGACUACGCGGAACUGGCAAAUUAGGCAGUUAUUUGGUUCGUGAAAGCGAUCGCAAGCCGGGUUCAUAUGUAUUAAGCUAUUUAGGACGUACUGGCAUUAAUCAUUUUCGCAUUACUGCCGUGUGUGGUGAUUUCUAUAUUGGUGGACGUCAAUUCGUGUCGUUGAGCGAUCUCAUUGGCUAUUACACCUCAUGCAGUGAUUUGUUGAAACGUGAGCGCCUGGUGCUACCAGUGCCACCGCCAGAGCCGGUGAACGAUAAGAAGCGUGUUGUGGCACAUUUACCCUAUACCAAAAUGGCUGACACAGAUGAGUUAAGCUUUCAAAAGGGUGAUAUAUUUUUUGUGCAUAAUGACAUGGGCGACGGUUGGUUGUGGGUGACAGCUCAUCGCACUGGUGAGCAGGGCAUGAUCUUCCGUGAACUAGUCGAGGAUUUGGAUCCGGCAAUCGACCCAAAUACAGUUUUCCCUUGGUUCCAUCCGAAUUGCACUAAGAAUGAAGCAGUUGACAUGCUGGUGAAAGCCGGCCCAGGCAGUUUUUUGGUGCGACCAAGCGAUAAUUCGCCUGGCGAUUAUUCGCUCUUCUUUCAUAUUAAUAAUCAAAUCCAGCGUUUUCGCAUUGAAAAGAAAGGCGUACGUUAUCUGAUGGGUGGGCGCACUUUCGAGUGCUUGGAUGCGGUGAUCAAUCGCUAUCGCAAAGAGCAAAUCGUCGAGGGUCACUCGCUCAGUCAUCCAGUGGUUAAUGGUUCACAGCCUGAAUUCAAUCAACAGUUUGUGGUGGAGAAGGCAGCCGAAAAAAUUUAUGCCACUCUACGCGAAUGUCGCGAUCAAAUAGGUUUGAAGAAGUUAAACGGCAUCAAACAUCACGGCCCUUUGUUCAAGAAGUCUGAUAAGACAGCCAAAUGGAAACAAUUGUACUUUGCGCUUAUCAGCGAGGGCAGCGAAACACAUCUCUGCUUCUAUGAUAAUCCGAAAAAGACUAAACCGAAGGGUCUCAUCGAUCUAUCGUGUGCGUAUUUAUAUCAGUGCCAUGAAUCGCUAUGGGAGCGGCCAUAUUGUUUUCAAAUAGUUGAGCGCGCACUGCCAUGCUUGGCUAACAAUACGUAUCUAUGCGCGACGCAAGAGACGUACGUAAAAUGGAUCAAUGCGCUAAAAGCGCAAUGCAGUUCACAAUUCAGUCGGGCGCAAAUCAAAGUGCCGUGUUUGCGCGAGUUGCGCUGCUUGAAUUUACAUGUGCUCGAGGCGCAUAAACUGCCAUUCAAAUUGGUGCCGCAUCCGUACUGCAGCAUCUCGCUGAAUCAAGUGAAGGUGGGUAAGACACGUGUGAAGAUCGCGCCCGAUCCAGUGUGGGAGGAGGAAUUCGUUUUGGAUGAUGUGCCUCCGGAUGUAGUCUCGCUAACAAUUACGCUAAUAUCGCGUGGCAAACGCGGCAAAGAUUCGGAAGUCGCUGAGCUCACCAUCGAUUUGGCCAGUCUGAAGAACGGUCAAGAGACGGAGGGCUGGCAUCAGCUCACCGGCAUGACACCCAUGGGCGAGUGGGGUUCACUACGUUUGCGCAUGCGCUAUUUGGAUGACUUGAUUAUGCCCUGCGAAGAGUACAGCCCAUUGCAGGAGUUGCUGCUCAAGCCCGAGUUAUGCGUUGUUAAAGCUUUGGCUGAACUUUGUCAUAAUGAUCGUGUGCCGCUCGCUACGGCACUUCUACGUGUAUUCCGUCACGAGAAACGCGAGACGGAAUUGAUACGCGUACUUUGCCAAGCGGAAAUCGCACGUGAAAACGAAACAACUACACUGUUUCGCGGCGCUUCACUGGCCACUACACUAAUGGAUUUGCACAUGCGCACUGAGUGCUCGCGUUUCUUGCACGCAGCCGUUUCGGAGACGGUGCAGCGCAUACUCGACAGCAAGCAAUCGGCUGAACUCAAUCCCACCAAGAUGGAUGUGAACGAUGAUGCUUGCUCGAAUGCCGAGUUUUUGUUGCAGAUACUCGAUUCGGUGACGCAUUCGAUAUUCACCUCGCCCGAGGCGUGCCCACGCAGUGUGCGCUACAUAUGUAAUUGCCUGCAAAAGGCCGUCGUUGCCAAGUGGCCAACUGAACGUUUGGUACGCACUCGCGUCGUCUCCGGUUUCAUAUUUCUACGCCUCCUAUGCCCGGCACUGCUGAAUCCGCGCCAGUUUGGCCUGGUGAGCGAAACGCCACCAACCAUGGCCACGCGUUCUUUAAUUAUGGUAGCCAAAUGCUUGCAGAAUCUAGCAAAUCUAAUUGAGUUUGGCGGAAAGGAACAAUACAUGGAGGUGGUCAAUCCGUUUAUAUUGAAGAAUAAGGAACGCAUGAUUGUCUUUCUCGAUCAAUUAUCACUCGUUACGGAUCCAAAUCCACCGCCAGGCAUGUUCAACGAACAAAACUCCAAUCAUACCGUGCAGGAUGUGCAGGACACAGUGCAGGAUACUGGUCGCGAACUGGCCACACUCCAUCACAUUUGCGUCUCUUACUUGCCGGAGUUGCAAGGUCUUUCGAACAUACUCUCCAUUAAGAAGUUGGUCACCGUCACUGACAUGCUGACAAAGCACAAGCUUAACUAUCGCGAAAAGAUUAGCUAAGAUGAAAAUACCGAUGCAAUCAACAGCUCCUGGAGGUUAAUAGCCAAACAGUAACAACUAUAACAACAGCAGUUACCAAAAGUCAGAAGUUACGUAUGAAUAGUGAGCAGUUGAAGCAAAUUAAUGAGAACACCAAACAAAAUCUAUUUAUACAAUAGCAAGAACAAUUGAUAACUUAAUGAAAUGCGCGUGUGAACGCUGCAACACAAGACAUAAUACAUAAGUAGAAGCUAGGAAAAAGCAGUAUGCUAGCCGAAACAGUGAGCAAAAUGCUGGUCACAAAAACAAAAUAUUUCAUUUAUUCACGUUCUACGCUGUUAAGGCAUUCGAAGUGUCAACUAACUGUAUUUUUUGCAUUUCAGCCUGAACAUUUGCGUGCUUGCGGCUCACAGUCCACUUGCUUAGCAUUUUAAAUAUGUUACUGAAAUUUUAUUUUUACUUGAGAAAUAUCUAGUUCCCGUGCUGCAAUGCCGUUGCAUUUUUCUAUCAAAUAUUUGUAGAAAUAACGAACAGCAAACUAUAAACGCCAUUUUCAGCUCAUUUUUGCUUUGAAAAAUUCAAGUUCAGCUUAUUUAUGUGUUUUUAU